Messenger RNA from Durusdinium trenchii, 2955 nucleotides. The record is from the annotation of a GenBank genome assembly. NCBI's taxonomy places the organism in Eukaryota, Dinophyceae, Suessiales, Symbiodiniaceae.
AUGGACUCGGAUUGUGAGGAGCUGGCGCAUGACACAGUGGGAAUCGUGUCAUCCCAGCUUGCAAGGUCCGAGUGCGAUGAUAAGGUGUCCGAGGCAGAGCUCGAGCAAUGUGUCAAGAUGGCGGCUCGCUUUCAGAAAGUUCAAAAGAAGUGGGCCAGUGAGUUGUUGAUAGAUCCAAACCAGCCACAUUUGGGAAGUUGGAUUGCAGGGAGAUGGACUUCAGACUUUCAUUUUUCAGUCAUGUGUCUUCCCUGCGCCCAGAAAUAUGGAAAGGAUUCGGACAAUCCUUGGGUCGUUGGUGGCUUGAAGCUAGUUUCCUCGUUGCAGCUUGGCCAUGCAAAGCGGCAUCAAGACAGCUUCUUGCACCAAGAAGCAGUCAAGCAUUUGGCAAGUGGAAGUGAUCAUCUUGAGAGUGACAAGCCUGUGCGCAACAAACCUGAGCUGCGCACUGCUUUGCAGUUGGCCUGGGACAGUUGCCGGAAAGGUUCCAGCUUUGCGGCUGCUUCCAGCGACGAAAUUGGCUCGCGGGAGAAAGUGGGCCGAUUGACACGUGUUCUUGGCACUGCACUCAAGAAAACCGACCAAGAAGUGUUGAGAAAGGCGUACACAAUCGCUCUGCACCAAGAUACACGGCAAGGAGUGUUGUGCCUGAGGUAUGCCUGCGCUUCUUUGGAUUCCAGUGUGGUUCAUCGUGGCGUUUGUGGAUUCUGUCACAACCCGGGCACUAAGUCAGAGGACAUUGAAGCAGGGGUCCUGUCCAUCUUGGACGAUCUUUGUGAUGGAGACCACGAGCUCCUACUUCAUGUGUGCGACAGUGUUGAGCUGAUAGACUCUGAUGGAGCCAGCGAUGAGCAAAAGUCAUUACGUCUCUUGUGUGACAUAUUCCCGCACGCCAUCUUUUUGUGCAGGGACAGCACACACGCUGCGAGGCGGUUGACUCGGAACCCAUGGGCAGCUGAUCCAUAUCUGACUGAACUCAUGGAGCAAUAUAUAUCUUCCUCUGAUUCGAUUUGCUCUGUUAUCCAGAACAGCCCAGACUUGAAGCACGUGUUCAGUGUGAAUGUUUCAGGUGACUGUGGUGCUGAAGUCCAACAUGUGAAGAACUUGGGCUUGUCGCACGAUCGCUUUGACUCAGCGUCCAAGCCCCUUGGACGAUUCGUGACAUGUUUUGACAGCGUUUGGCGCACUGCCCGGCAUAUUUCUGCCAGUCGGCGGGGCACCGAGCCAGCCCGAAAAGCAAACGAUUUCCUGAGGCAUGCGUGUGUUGAGUCACUGGUGCAGUGCGCAAUGCUUGCAGAUGCGGCAUUUGAAAGUUUGGAAGUCAUCAGGUUUCACGACACAGAGAAUUUUGAUCUCAGCUCAGUGCCCAAAGUACUUGCGAACUUCCUCCACAGGAUUGACGUUCUUUUUCUCAGAAAAGAGGUGGUGAAUGUCGGACACACAAAGCUUAUGCUGCACACCUUGGCCACAGAGCGCACCUGCGAGUUGCACCCUGAGGGGGUAUUCAAAAGCCUGGGUGGGGCUGGGGCGGUGCAAAGGGACAUUCUUGACCGCUGCUUUGCCCGCAUGGCUGUUUGGGUACGACUUGCCACUGAGAGGAUUGAGGUUGAAUUUCCAUCCUGGCGUGCGUUGCACUUGUUUGAGGUUUUCGACCUUGGCAUGGCGCGUGGUGACGCAGCUGGCUCUAAACUUCAACAGCUUGCAGGCAUUUUUGGGGUCGAAGACACUGAUGCUUUGACCUCUGAAUUUCACCACAUUCGCGUCAAUGCAUUGCAGCUUUUGGAAGAUGGGAAAGUGAAAUCCUCCAAGGAGGCAUGGAAACAAGCACGUUUGCACCUGCUGGACCGCAGAAUGCGGGAGAAGCAUCCGUGCACAAACAUUGACCAGAUAUUGCGCCGGUAUCAAGCUUUCUGUGGGAACACAACUAGCGGAGUAGAGCAAACCUUUUCCAAGAUUGUCCGCUCUUUGGGACCAUACAGGCAAAGCAUGGCCAAAGAUUUGCAAAACUGCUUGUUCAGAGUCGUUUUAGCUCCCGCAGAUGCACGCGACACCGCAGUGCGGAGGGGAUUGCAGCUGUGGAUUGAUAUGUACGGCGAGUUCCGGAAGCAUGCGCAGAACACUCGGUGGAAGCGAUUGCGAUGCAGUGUUGACUCAGCUGGCCAGGAAACAGCCUUUCAUCGCAAACGGAAAAUUGAAGUGAGCGACAGCCACCAGCAGCGAAAGAAACAAGAACUGCUAGAACAUGCUGAAGAAGCAGGACUAGAUGCAUGGCAAGAAGUUCAUGAGAAAGAGUUGGAAAAGCUUCAAAACCAGCACUGGGAGUUCAUGAAGGAUGCCUACAACCAACAGCUGUUGCCAGCAGAACUGGCUGACGCACAACUCAUCGCUGAAGCGGACGAAAAGCUGGCCCGACGAAGGCAGCGGGAUGAUGAAAAUUCCAAGAAGUUGGGGAAGAUUGCAAGAAUGUGGGACAGGCCAGUGUUCAAUCUAGCAGGAGCGUCAAUUUGCGUGCUCGUGCUCAAUGAUGAUUCUGAGCUUGAUCAGAUUGCAGAAGUUGUGGCCAAGCAUAAGAUGGACCUAGUAGAUGAAGAAUUGAUUUCAAAGGCCGAUUACCUUGUGAUCCACAACUUGGAUGUGGUGCCGAACAAGUUUCUCGCCAUAGCAGGUUUGACAGGCAAAACAAUCUGCAAUGUGACGUACUUGUGCUCAGAAGGUGUGGAGGGUGCGGCCAUGGCCUUCAAGCCAGCCGUGGCAUCCAUCAGGCAUGUAUGGCUUUCGGAUGCUUUUCGGCAGGAAGAGAAUGACCUGGCCAAAGCCAUUGAUUCAGCGAUGAGCUGUCCGUUGAGCAAAUGGCAAAGAUGGGACGAGAUGAAGUUUCUCCAGAAGAUGUGCAGCAAUCCUAAGGGCUAUAAGUUCAUAGGCUUGGUCAGUGAUGCUGAAAAGCAGGACAGUUAU